CACUGCCAAACAGGGCUUUGAUGCCGUCAUCGUCUAACUCAUCUGCUCCGUCAAAAAUCCACCAGCUCACAAAAAAAUUAAAACAAACUCGAAAGUGAAAAAGAGGGGGAAAAGGGGGAGCACAGUACAGCAAACCAAAAGGGAGACGAAAAUGGAGACGACCCCACCACCUACCGAGCCGAGAAGGCGCGGGAGGCCGAAGGGAUCGACGACCUCCAAGUCGAGAUCCGACAAGGACAAAGAAUCCAGCGGCGGAGGAGUGCCUUCGAGAAUGAGAGGUUCCGGCGGCGAGAAGAGGAACACCGCCGCGGACGAGAGCUACGCGCACUGGAAACUACUGGUUCCCGUGCUUUAUGACUGGAUAGCUUCUCACAAUCUAGUCUGGCCGUCUCUUUCUUGCCGUUGGGGACCGAUUCUUGACAAAGGAACUUACAAGAACAAGCAGCGUCUUUACCUUUCUGAGCAGGUUGUGAAACCACGAGUUGCUGCAGAAAGCCACAUAGCUAAUUUCAAUGAGGAUGCUCGCUCACCAUUUGUCAAGAAGUACAAAACUAUCUUACAUCCAGGAGAGGUGAACAGAAUCAGAGAACUGCCACAGAAUAAGAAUAUUGUGGCCACACACACCGACUGUCCUGAAGUUCUUAUAUGGGACGUGGAAUCCCAACCUAAUCGACAUGCUGUUCUUGGAGCUGAAGAUUCUCGUCCUGAUCUGGUUUUAUCUGGACACCAAGAUAAUGCAGAAUAUGCUCUUGCAAUGUGCCCAGCUGAACCUUAUGUGCUUUCAGGAGGGAAGGAUAAAUCUGUCGUCUUGUGGAGUAUUCAGGAUCAUGUGUCAACACUGGCUUCGGAUGCAACCCAAACUUCAGAAUCUACUGGUUCUAUAGUGAAAGCUGCUGAUAAUUCUACUGUUGGUCCACGUGGGGUUUUUCAAGGACAUGAUGAUACUGUUGAGGAUGUGCAAUUUUGCCCAUCGAGUUCACAGCAGUUUUGUAGUGUUGGAGACGAUUCUUGUUUGAUUCUGUGGGAUGCACGAAUAGGAAGCAAUCCGGUUGUCAAGGUUGAGAAGGCGCACAAUGCCGAUCUUCAUUGCGUAGAUUGGAACCCUCAUGAUGAAAAUUAUAUAUUAACUGGGUCUGCGGAUCAUACAGUGCACAUGUUCGAUCGACGCAAUCUAACCUCUGAUAGAGUUGGGCUGCCUGUCCACAAAUUUCAAGGUCAUAAAGAUGCUGUUCUUUGUGUCCAGUGGUCACCUGACAAGAGUUCUGUGUUCGGGAGUUCAGCGGAAGAUGGUCUGUUGAAUAUAUGGGACUAUGAGAAGGUUGGUCAGAAGGAAGAAACCGGUUCCAACAAUCCUACUACUCCAGCAGGGUUGUUUUUCCAGCAUGCUGGACAUAGGGAUAAGGUUGUUGAUUUCCACUGGAAUGCGUAUGAUCCAUGGACAAUUGUGAGUGUAUCUGAUGAUGGAGAAUGCGUUGGUGGUGGUGGUACCCUGCAGAUGUGGCGCAUGACUGAUCUCUUAUAUAGGCCAAAGGAUGAAGUCUUGGCCGAGCUUCAAAAGUUCAAAGACCAUGUGAUCGAGUGCUCAAAAACUUCUUGAAUGAAAAAUCGUGGUUUGGACACUCUUACAAGAGAUGCUGCAUUUCUGUUAGCGGCAACUGUUGUUGGCUAAUGUUAGGAUCUGAGUAGGAAUGAAUUUGAUACUUUUAAGUGCUUUUGACUCGGCUAACUUGAGAUGUUGGGUAGUUUGGGUUUUGAUUUUGAUUGAGCUACUUUUUCGACUUUUAUGUUCAUCGAGCAGCUUUUGACAGCCUCUGAACUCCAGAUACUGCUCUCAUGUAAUAGACCUAGAUUAUUGGUGAUAACUGUAUUUUUCAAGGAAUGGGAUUUUACAGUUCAAGCCAUGUUAGUUUCUUCAGAAUCUUUUAUUAGACUCUGGAUGUAUUUUUGCCCCAAAAUGGAUUGAAUUUCUGUAAGGAUGAAUUUAAGUCUCUGAGUAAUUUGCUGAAAAUGAUAGGUGGCGCGGUG
Striga asiatica is the source of this 2025-nucleotide messenger RNA. NCBI's taxonomy places the organism in Eukaryota, Viridiplantae, Streptophyta, Magnoliopsida, Lamiales, Orobanchaceae. The record is from the annotation of a GenBank genome assembly.